AUAAGACCGGAUGUCAGAGUUGCUAAAGCAAAAACUUCCGUAAAUGCGUAACUCUUGUGCGCACUGCAAAAAUUCCUUGAACUGAAAACAAAUGGCUUUGGUAUGAAUCGAAUGAACAUGAUGGAACAAGUUCAUUUGGCAGGUGAAGAUGAAGAUGACAUUUAUGGAGGAUUCAAUGAUUAUAACGCCACACUUGAUGUUGAUGAUUUACAACAUGACUCGACCUUCCAGAAAGCCGUCCUGAGAACCAGCCAUGGUAGGAGACCUCCUCCUACUGCCGCCAGAGGACUAGGAGGAGUUCCUGGAACAGCUGCAAGAGGGGGUAGAAUGGGGAUGCCCUCCUCCAUGGGUCGCAUAGGAACGGCUGCUGGAGGGGGAGGUCAGGACAUGGCUCGACCAAUGACAGCAGUGAGAGGGGCUGGCUACACAUCCGCAGGAAACAGAGCAGCUGGUUUUGAUCCCAUGAAUCAGGCAGGACCUGCCCCUCCCCUAGAGCCUAAACCAGAGGAGAGCCCAGAAGAGAAGAUCCGUCAACUAGAGAAGAAGGUUAAUGAGCUGAUAGAAGAGAGCUGCUUUGCCAACAGUACUGGAGACCUCAGCCUGGCCCUUGAAAAAGCGAAGGAAGCAGGGAGGAAGGAAAGAGUUCUAGUCAGACAGAGGGAGCAGCAAUCCAUGGGUGACCAGAUCAACCUUGACCUCACAUACUCCGUGUUGUUUAAUUUGGCCAAUCAAUAUGCAGCUAAUGAGAUGUUUAAUGAAGCCCUGAACACCUACCAAGUGAUUGUCAAAAACAAAAUGUUCACAAAUGCAGGUCGUUUAAAAGUGAACAUGGGGAACAUUUACUUCAGACAAAGGAAUUACCCAAAGGCCAUCAAGUUCUACAGAAUGGCUCUGGAUCAGGUCCCCAAUUCCCACAAAGAAAUGAGGACAAAGAUCAUGCAGAAUGUUGGCAUUGUGUUUGUGAAGAUGGGGCAGUACAAUGAUGCCAUCACGUCCUUCGAACACAUCAUGCAGGAGGCUCCCAACUUCAAGACCGGCUUCAAUCUGAUCCUCUGUUACUUCGCUCUCGGAGAUCGAGAGAAGAUGAAGCGAGGGUUUCAGAAACUCCUGACCGUGGAUCUCAGAAUUGACGAUGAGGACAAAUACCUCCCACAUGGGGAGGACAAGAACUAUAACUUGAUCCUUGAGGUCAUCAAAAAUGACGCACUCAGGCAGAUAGAGAGGAAGAGGAAGUAUGAUGCUGAGAACUGCAUAAAGACAGCAGCCAAGAUUAUCUCCCCUGCCAUAGAAGUGCAAUUCUCUGUAGGAUACGACUGGUGUACAGAACAGGUGAAGUCCUCACAAUACCUUGACUUGGCCCAUGACCUGGAAAUUGACAAGGCUAUCAUGUUCCUGAAACAGAAGGAUUUCACCCAGGCCAUAGAGACCCUCAAAUCUUUUGAGAAGAAGGACACAAAAGUGGCCAGCACUGCUGCCACUAAUCUCUCCUUCCUUUACUUCCUGGAGAAUGACUUGGAGCAGGCAGACAAGUACGCAGAGCUCGCAAUGAGUGCUGAUAGAUACAACCCCGCAGCACUGGUAAACAAAGGCAAUGUGUUGUAUGCCCGGGGCGACUAUGAGAAGGCUAGGGAAUUCUUCAAAGAGGCACUUCAGAAUGAUUCCUCAUGUGUGGAAGGAUUGUACAACCUAGGUUUAACUAACAAGAAGAUCAGCCGGUUAGAGGACGCCUUGGAUUGUUUCUACAAACUCCACGCCAUUCUACGGAACAGUCCACAAGUCAUGUACCAGAUAGCAGACCUACACGAUCAGCUGGAGGACACCGCCCAGGCAACAGAGUGGUUCAUGCAGCUGAUCGGGGUGGCUCCCACCGACACCUCUGUGCUGGCCAGGACUGGGGAAAUCUACGACAACGAGGGCGACAAAUCCCAGGCGUUCCAGUACUAUUAUGAUUCCUACCGGUACUUCCCCUCCAAUAUUCCAGUCAUCGAGUGGCUAGGAGCGUAUUACAUAGACUCCCAGUUCUGUGAGAAAGCCAUUCACUACUUUGAGAGGGCAGCCAUUGUUCAGCCAGCUCAGGUGAAGUGGCAGUUGAUGAUAGCUAGCUGUUAUAGAAGGAGUGGGAACUAUCAGCAAGCUCUAGAGACCUACAAAAAGAUACACAAGAGAUUCCCUGAUAAUAUAGAAUGUUUACGUUACUUAAUGAGGAUCUGUUCAGACCUUGGUUUACCUGAAGCUCAAGAGUAUGCCACCAAAUUAAAGAAAGCUGAGAAAACCAAGGAGCUUAGGGAACAGAGGGCAACAAGUGGAACACGGAGAGGAAGUGGGCGUGGCCGGAGGGGAGAGGAAGAACGAGAAGGCAGUGGUGGUGGAAGGAGAGGGAAGUCGAAGGGGCGACGCCCACAUCUUGAUGACAUCGGAGAUGAACCGUACCAGGCUCGGCAACAGGAAGUCGAUGCUUCAUACUCAGAUCCCCUGGGCCCCCAAAUGGAGCGACCUAAAACCGCCGCAGCCAGAAAACAGGAUAAUGACGAUUUGUUUGAUGAAGACGUUGGGGACGACCUAUUGCCAGAAUGAGGCUACGACCUGCGGAACAGUCAAAUUAUUUACCUGUUGUUAGACAUUGUGACAUUUAUGAUCUGACCUACCGUCCAUUUUACUCUGUAAUUGUACACUGUUAAUAUAAUUUAAGUACAAUUAAAAAUCUGUGAUAUCAGU
This is a messenger RNA of Magallana angulata, 2715 nucleotides long. RefSeq names its product intraflagellar transport protein 88 homolog. The coding region runs from base 103 to 2574 and encodes 823 amino acids. Gene Ontology annotation, molecular function: kinesin binding. The transcript has 24 exons. The record is from RefSeq and is a predicted model, not a curated record. Gene Ontology annotation, biological process: non-motile cilium assembly; intraciliary transport. Gene Ontology annotation, cellular component: non-motile cilium; ciliary base; ciliary basal body. Lineage: Eukaryota; Metazoa; Mollusca; Bivalvia; Ostreida; Ostreidae.